Molecule: messenger RNA, 1377 nt
Organism: Saccostrea echinata
Lineage: Eukaryota; Metazoa; Mollusca; Bivalvia; Ostreida; Ostreidae
Exons: 5
Coding region: 150-1067 (305 amino acids)
Source: RefSeq, a predicted model, not a curated record
CUUUGUUUACUAAGUUUUCACGCUUUCCUGAAAGCCUCCAGCUGCAGAAAUACUAAACAAAGAAAAAGUUCCGUACAAGUGUGUCAUUUUCACUAGUGGCUUUGUUAGAAAGUGUUACGUUUUCCUACACCUUCAGCAACCAGACAAAGAUGAGUUUGAAGAAAUUGGAGGAUCUGCUGCAGACUGGUCAAAAACCACAGCCGUAUCCGACAAGUCUUGUAAAAGUGAAGGUGGUGAAAGUUGGUCAUAUAGCCAACUUCACACAGUCAAAUGGCCAAGAGGGAUCCAUGCUGAACUUCAGCGUAGCUGACAAUAGUGGUGCUGUUUUGGCAACGCUAAGUGACGUAAAUCAAUUUGACACUGUAAAAGAAGGCAAAACACUCCAGAUAAGGAAUUUCCUCAUGAAAGGAGGCAGACUAGUCUUGACAGAGCACACAAAGAUCAUGCAAGGUCCACUUUUCGACGUUGAUGCUGUGCACAUCGAAAAAGCCACAAACAUUAUUACACCUGCCUCGCCAAGGAAGACAGUAAAGGAAACAAAGGAUUUGCCUCUGAGGCAAAUGGUCACCAUCCAGGGGGAAAUUGUUAAGGAUGAGGCUAUUAAGAUCGUGAAAGUUAGCCAAAGAGAUACAAAUGUCAGAACAAUAACCGUAGAGGAUGAAGGCCAGCUCAUCGAUGUGUCUUUGUGGCGCAACUUGGCUGAGGAUCCUUUGGUUAAAAUAGGAGAAAAUUUGGAGAUAACGCAUUGUAUCACAUCAGAAUGGCAGAAGAAGCCAACUUUGAGUACUACAAGAAACACAGUGUUAAGGAAAAUCCUUCCCAGAGAAAUUAUCAUAUUCGGCACUGUUGAGGCCAUUUCCUUGAAGGACAAUGGAAUUGAAAUUUCUGUGCACACAAAUGAUCAAUACAAAGAUUUCUUUGUAAAUAAUGAUAUCAUGAUUGAGAAAAUAAGCGAAUUGCAAUUAAUGGAGAAGUCUGCAAAAGAGGAAUUCCUCCUUCAGAAAAUUCCCUUUCUGAUUGAAUUGAGAACACAGGGGUCAACUGUUUUAAACAUGGAACUUCUUUGAAAAGCAUAUUAAUCUCAGAAAAUAUUUGUUUCUGUCAUUCAUAAGAUACCAGUGAGACAGACAUAUUUUCAAUUUUACAAUAUUUGUGUUCAGGAAUGCUCAUUUUUGGAAGGAAGGGAAGGUAUGAUAUUACAGAAAAUUUCAAAAUUUUGUAUGUCCAUUGUUCAUUUAUACUUAUCACAGAAAAGUUUUCCAAAUGAACUGAAAAUUAUCUUAUACGAAUAACAUUUUAUCUCAAUAAGUACUUACAAUUAAUUUGUGCUACUGAAUACUAGUUUGUAGUUUUGUUCUCAAAAUAUGUGUUAUUAAC